Molecule: messenger RNA, 754 nt
Organism: Daucus carota subsp. sativus
Lineage: Eukaryota; Viridiplantae; Streptophyta; Magnoliopsida; Apiales; Apiaceae
Product: lectin
Exons: 3
Coding region: 68-619 (183 amino acids)
Source: RefSeq, a predicted model, not a curated record
UUUGUAAAUAACCAAAGAACAUAUACAUUACAGAAAAGAAGAACAUUGUUAUUUGGCAUCUGAAGAGAUGGCACAAGCAUUUAGCCACGACGGUAUCAGAUCAUUGUGGUCUCAAUGUGAAGAAAGUAAGAAACUCCAUUUUAUCUCCCAGGACAAACCGAGUCUUGUGGGACAACUAAAUGCAAGGGAUCUGUCUAUCACUUCUGGUUCAGAUCUUUGUCACUGGAAAUGGAGUCAUGUAAAAGACGGCAUAAGUGGUGAUAUGAACGAAGUUGCUGAACUGCUUGAGAUUCGCUGCCUUCAAAUUGAUGGAAGAUAUGAGGCGAAUAAGCUCAAACAAGGAUUGCUGUACGAGGUGCAAUAUGUGGUGAUGCUGAAAGACAACCACACCAUUACUACUCCACUGAAGCUUGUACUUACUCUUCCCGAUGGAACAAAACAUGAAAGCACUAAGAAUCUGAUGGAAGAGCCGAGAAACCACAUGAUAGGACUCAAACUAGGACACUUUCUCACCCAAAAUUUAGGUGGAGAUGUUAAGUUCUCUCUGGUGGAGAAUAGUUCAGCUCAAAAAAGAGGUUUAGUUGUUAUUGGUGCGCUAAUCGUGCCUAAUAUAGUGUAAACAUGUUAUGACAGUUGCAAAUUCCAGCUGUCUACUAACUACUCAAACAGUAUUUGAGCUUGGUAUGUAAAACUCAAUGAUAAGUUGUAGUUCUCAAAAGUAAAAUGGUACUUGUCCCAGAGUGCUUCAUUGUCA